GAGGGAGCGGGCGGAGGAGGAAGUGUCAUGGCGUCGGGCCGUGGAGCUUCUUCUCGCUGGUUCUUUACUCGGGAACAGCUGGAGAACACGCCGAGCCGCCGCUGCGGAGUGGAGGCGGAUAAAGAGCUCUCGUGCCGCCAGCAGGCGGCCAACCUCAUCCAGGAGAUGGGACAGCGUCUCAAUGUCUCUCAGCUUACAAUAAACACUGCGAUAGUUUAUAUGCACAGGUUUUAUAUGCACCAUUCUUUCACCAAAUUCAACAAAAAUAUAAUAUCGUCUACUGCAUUAUUUUUGGCUGCAAAAGUGGAAGAACAGGCUCGAAAACUUGAACAUGUUAUCAAAGUAGCACAUGCUUGUCUUCAUCCUCUAGAGCCACUGCUGGAUACUAAAUGUGAUGCUUACCUUCAACAGACUCAAGAACUGGUUAUACUUGAAACCAUAAUGCUACAAACUCUAGGUUUUGAGAUCACCAUUGAACACCCACACACAGAUGUGGUGAAAUGUACCCAGUUAGUAAGAGCAAGCAAGGAUUUGGCACAGACAUCCUAUUUCAUGGCUACCAACAGUCUGCAUCUUACAACCUUCUGUCUUCAGUACAAACCAACAGUGAUAGCAUGUGUAUGCAUUCAUUUGGCUUGCAAAUGGUCCAAUUGGGAGAUCCCUGUAUCAACUGAUGGAAAGCAUUGGUGGGAAUAUGUGGAUCCUACAGUUACUCUAGAAUUAUUAGAUGAGCUAACACAUGAGUUUCUACAAAUAUUGGAGAAAACGCCUAAUAGGUUGAAGAAGAUUCGAAACUGGAGGGCUAAUCAGGCGGCUAGGAAACCAAAAGUAGAUGGACAGGUAUCAGAGACACCACUUCUUGGUUCAUCUUUGGUCCAGAAUUCCAUUUUAGUAGAUAGUGUCACUGGUGUGCCUACAAACCCAAGUUUUCAGAAACCAUCUACAUCAGCAUUCCCUGCACCAGUACCUCUAAAUUCAGGAAAUAUUUCUGUUCAAGACAGCCAUACAUCUGAUAAUUUGUCAGUGCUAGCAACAGGAAUGCCAAGUACUUCAUACGGUUUGUCAUCACACCAGGAAUGGCCUCAACAUCAAGACUCAGCAAGGACAGAACAGAUAUAUUCACAGAAACAGGAGACAUCUUUGUCUGGUAGCCAGUACAACAUCAACUUCCAGCAGGGACCUUCUAUAUCACUGCAUUCAGGAUUACAUCACAGACCUGACAAAAUUUCAGAUCAUUCUUCUGUUAAGCAAGAAUAUACUCAUAAAGCAGGGAGCAGUAAACACCAUGGGCCAAUUUCUGCUACUCCAGGAAUAAUUCCUCAGAAAAUGUCUUUAGACAAAUAUAGAGAAAAGCGUAAACUAGAAACUCUUGAUCUUGAUGUAAGGGAUCAUUAUAUAGCUGCCCAGGUAGAACAGCAGCACAAACAAGGGCAGUCACAGGCAGCCAGCAGCAGUUCUGUUACUUCUCCCAUUAAAAUGAAAAUACCCAUUGCAAAUACUGAAAAAUACAUGGCAGAUAAAAAGGAAAAGAGUGGAUCACUGAAAUUACGGAUUCCAAUACCACCCACUGAUAAAAGCGCCAGUAAAGAAGAACUGAAAAUGAAAAUAAAAGUUUCCUCUUCAGAAAGACACAGCUCUUCUGAUGAAGGCAGUGGGAAGAGCAAGCAUUCAAGCCCACAUAUUAGCAGAGACCAUAAGGAGAAGCACAAGGAGCAUCCUUCAAGCCGCCACCACACCAGCAGCCACAAGCAUUCCCACUCGCAUAGUGGCAGCAGCAGCGGUGGCAGUAAACACAGUGCCGACGGAAUACCACCCACUGUUCUGAGGAGUCCUGUUGGCCUGAGCAGUGAUGGCAUUUCCUCUAGCUCCAGCUCUUCAAGGAAGAGGCUGCAUGUCAAUGAUGCAUCUCACAACCACCACUCCAAAAUGAGCAAAAGUUCCAAAAGUUCAGGUAGUUCAUCUAGUUCUUCCUCCUCUGUUAAGCAGUAUAUAUCCUCUCACAACUCUGUUUUUAACCAUCCCUUACCCCCUCCUCCCCCUGUCACAUACCAGGUGGGCUACGGACAUCUCAGCACCCUCGUGAAACUGGACAAGAAGCCAGUGGAGACCAACGGUCCUGAUGCCAAUCACGAGUACAGUACAAGCAGCCAGCAUAUGGACUACAAAGACACAUUCGACAUGCUGGACUCGCUGUUAAGUGCCCAAGGAAUGAACAUGUAAUAAUUUGUUUAGGUCAAUUUUUCCUUUACUUUUUUAAUUUAAAAAUUGUUAGAAUGGAAAAAUUCCUUCUGAUCUAGCAGUGGUAACCCCUGCUGUUGCUGCCACUGCUUCAAUAUUUGUAAGUGCUGCUUUAUUCUUCAUUCUGAAAAGAAGAGAUUAUAGUAAACAAGUCUUUAUCUCCACAUAUGAUAGUGUUAUAAAUACUGUAAAAGCAUGGAAGGUGCAAAACUCAGUAUUUCUACAAUUGCAGCUAAGAACAUUAGGAUGAAUGGCUGGCUGCUUCUAGGAAUAUAAGAUGCCUCAAGCAUUCAUUAUUUAUGAUUUGAAUACUGUAGCUAUUUUUUGUUGCUUGGCUUUUGAAUGAGUGUAAAUUGUUUUCUUUUGUGUAUUUAUACUUGUAUGUAUGAUUUGCAUGUUUCAAAGAUAAAGGGAUAAAACAGUAUACUGACAACUGUUUACAAGAAAGUGGAGAAAAAUGUACAUACAUUUUUGUAUGUUUAGAUAUUACCAUAAAUACUCAGGAUUGGAGCUGCUUGUAAGUAUAACAAUAUACAGAAUAACUUUAUUUUAUCUUGUCAGAGUCCAUCACUAAUCUAAAACAAAGGUGGCACUUUUUUAUGUUAACCUUAAACUCUAGGCCUUACUGGAAGCCACUGAUAGGGGACACUUCACUACCAGAUGUGUAUGCAGUGCCACAGAUGGUCACGUACACUGUGAGGCACUGAAAUUUUGCCUUCAGAGGUUCUGACCAGAUUGGCUGCUGAAAUAGCCCCUAACUUUCUGAAGGCUUGAAGAGGAAAAAAUAAAGUUUACAUACUCUUGAUGUGAAGUGCAUUUAAAUGUUUGUUGGCUUGUUGCAGUUCUAUGAAACAGAGCUGUUAAUAAUGGUUAUGUGGAUUACUGUGAUUUGAAAACUAAAUUCACAAUAACUUACCUAGUAGAGACUUAGUGAGUUGUUUCCUUUAAAGAAUUUUACACUACAUAUUUUAGCAGUAAACAGGGAUCACUUUUCCUUUAGCAUUCAGAAUGACACCACAUUCUUAAAUAUACUCCUUCCCUGAAGCGUGUUUGUGUGUGAUGCCAUAUUUCUUUUUCAGGUAAAUGUAGUCUUCCUUAUAAAAAUGAAAUUAAACCUAUGCUCUCUCAAUUCUUUUAUAUUCUAACAAUAAAUAAAAAAGAAAAGAUUACUGACUGUGCAUUGUACCUGUAUUUAUAGUUAUGGUUAUCAGGAAGCUCUGUAAGAAAGAAGAGGUCAGCCUCCUAGGCAAACAACUAGUGGAGGUUUUACAUUUGUUUGCACAUCUCAGUGUAUUUCUGUUGAGGUAAAGUUUGCACAGUCAUCUGACUUCUGAUCAAACAUUGGAUUUUAACUUGUUUAGAUUUUGUCCUAAACACCAGUAAUAUGGCUCUUGUUUAUCAGCUAAUCUUGAAUUUAUUCUGUGGUAAAUCUUUGAGUUGAGUAUAUUUGAGAUUGAUUGGAUUCAACCUCUUGUUGAACUGAAAACAAUUUUUUUUUUCUGUAUUUUUGUUACAAAGCCACUGAUAUGUGCACAAUUGUAAUUUUACUCAAGUAUGUUGCAGUUGUAAAUAUUAGAGUUUAAUCUUGUGCUCUACCUUUAUUUAGCAAUUAUCUAAUAGCUUUAUAAUUUUUAAAGAUAAUUGUUCUUUAUUUUGUCAAUGUUAUUUGAACUUGGGGUACUUAGGAGCCUCUUUGUAGGGACUGUGCCUAGGUAGCAUGUCCUAACAUUUGUUCUUGUCUUGCAUAACUUUAGUGAUCUUUGUCAUUAUAUGUAACUUUGUUGCUCUGUAUGGCAUAAUAUUGUAUCCAUAAACAUGGUAAUUUUGAUACAGUUAUACUUUUACAGUGGUACAUAAUCCAAGGACUAGUAUAGAAUUAAGCGAGUGCAAGAUGAGGGAGGGAAGGGCUUUCUUGAUAAUUUAGAUGUGAAACCUCUACAAGAGCUAUCAUGUAAAAACUACAUAAGGUGGUUGUGCUACUGUAUAAUCGGGGGUGAUAAUACCAGGAAUUUUAAUAAGAUUUUGUAAAGAAUAUCCAGAAAAGUAGUGAACUUAUUUUCAGUAGACAUAGAUAACAAUGUGAAUAUUUAAGGUCUGUGACUAUAGUUAAACUUCACUAAGAAUUUGCAGAAUUGUUUUGAGAUGUGGGAAUAAAGGUAAUUUUAUUGAAUCUUCAUUGGUGCUAAUGAUGGACAGUUAAAAAGAUAGCUAGUGUAUAUUGUUAUGGGUCAGUACUUAUUAGUACUUCCAAAAUUGAAUUUGAAAUGCUAUGUAUUCACUUUUCACUCUGUAAAUGUAAUUCUUUACAAUGACUUUAUUUAUUAAAGGGCAGCCAGUUGUCAUUUUUACAGGAUUGUGUGAGCUAUUCAAACUCCUUAACCCCUGAACAGGAUAUUAAGCUUCCAGAAUAACAAUGGGAAUAAAUAUGGAAUCCUUUUUAAGUUUUAUUUCCAUUAAACAGAAACCCUUAUAAUUCAUACUAUCAUGAAUUUGUUUUAUCCAUCUUAUUUGCAUAACAGUUCAUCUGCCUGGUCCCACUAGGCUCUACCAAAGAAAAAGACUCUGAUGAGUGGACAUUAUUACUGUGACUCUUGUAAGUAGCCAUAAAUAAGCCAAAAUAGAAUCAAAUUUAGGUAUGAAAUUCCACAUGUGCAAAGUACUGUUAAGGUGAUAACAUUUUUGAUGAGAUUUAAAAAAAAAUAUUUGAAAUAUUAAAAAGCAUUAUCUUUAAACGUCCUAUAAAAGAGUGAGUCAUUUUUAAGUUGUGUUUUCCCUAGAUCACUGAUUUGUUACCUUUACACAGAAGCACGUUGCAAAGAAAGGCUUUACUUCUACCUCUUCCAGCUAGUUUUCCAAUAUUGAACUGUGUCCCUCUAAAUAUUUGCCUUAGCUAUUUCAAAAUAGAUAUUUUCAGAACCAAAGCAAAGGGGUGAUUUGUUCACUGAAACAUUCUUAAGAGGCCUACUUAACAGGCAGUAGUCUGUAGUGGUAAAACCUCACAGUUUCUUAAUUGCAGGUAUGUAAAUACCAAAAAAGUCCUGUUGUCAGCCAUAGAUUUAUCUUUGAAAGCAAUUAAAUGUGCACCUUGGUCUUCCUCUGUGCAGAUUCGUUCUGGUUAAAGUUCUUAUUCAGAGUCAUCUAAAAGAAAUUUCUAACAUGAUGUAUGGUUUCUUGAAUGUCAUGAGUAGCUGCUUGUAUUACUUUGUAGCAACAGAUUGUAUUAAUAUUACGUAGAAUACCUAACUUUUUUGGCCUAUCCUCUUUGAACUAGAAAUGACUACUUGAGGGCUCUUUCAGAGAACCAAUAUGAAGUGUUUUUGUUAGUACCAAAUACCCUUGCCUUAAAAGGUUUCAAGCACAUUUUCCUUUAUAUUUGAGAACUUAAAUUGCUGACUUGUAUUCCUUAGGCAACCUUAGAAAUAAACCACUGCUUAUAGCUGCAUGAAUGUUACGCACUUCAUGAGUACAGUUAGUUGAUUAGAUAUUUCAGGGUUUUGCAUUUACUAUAGACAUGAUGGGGACUUUUUUAAUGUGAUAACAUCUUAGGAAAACCUUCCUCAAGAUAUUACACGAUUUCCAAUUUUAUCCAAAUGAAAAGCAUACCUGCUUAAAUUUAGGAUGUCUUUGCUGAGAAUAUUUGGAGGCUCUUGUUAGGAAGAAUCGUGGAUUCAGUAUUUCUAACCUGAUUACUGCCUCAGAGGCUGUCUUGGGAGGCAGUAGGAUUCACUGACUACCUUUACCCAGAUGAGGGAUCAACAGAUCUCACACUUGAAUUAAAUGAGUUGACAGGACAGUAGGUGCUAAUUUCAUGCGCCCUAAGAUGGGCUUAUGUAGACAGGAAUUUUUGCAUUGGAAAAGCAGCACAUUCUCUGACCUUGGGUACCAAGCUAUGAUACUAAUUUGAGAAUCACAUUCUGAUACAUUAAUAUCAGAAAUCAGUGAGCAACCUAAUCGCUGUAAGCUGACAUAUAUGGAAGCUGAAAUCAAAAGGUUGCUUGUUUUGUUAGUUUCCCUGGAGCAUCUAUCUUUAAUACAUCUUGCCAGUGGGACUGAAGAGCUCAAAAUGUUUUAGGCCUAAUACCAUACAUUCAUUUUCUGCUCUGCAGUGUCAAUUUGGGCACAGCCAGUUUUUGCCUCUGUGGCACCUUUCUGUAGUUUACUGUUACCUAUUCUGCCUGACAGAUUGCUUAAGUAGGUUGAUAAGAUGCAUCGAAGAUUGAAUGGCUAGGAGUAAUUCUGUUCUCAUACAGGCAACUUAACUUCACUGUGGAAUCCAUUUAUCUCAAAGUUUUGAGGGCCGUCUAAUUUCCUUUAUUUUCAAGUAUGGGGCGGAAACUCAAAAUCGCGAGCAUUGCCGCUUUAGUAGCUUGUUUGAUUUGCCUAUUGUUUAAUAACGAGUACAUUCUUAGUAAGUGAUGAGUACAUUCUUAUUUUUAAGGCAUGUUUUGUUUUUUAAGCAGCUUCAUUUUAUUAGAAAAACUUCAUAUGUACUCAUUUGUUGUAAACAGUGAUUGUGGGGUUUCAUUUUCUGAAUGUACUCAAAACUCCCAACAAUUGAAUAGGAUGUUUGCUAAUAGAAAAUCUAAAACAGGAAUAUGUGUAUAUGGCAUGAAUUAGUCAUUGACUUUAAGCUUCUUAUCCAUACAAGGAACUAAUAAAAUGUGUUUAUUGACAACAUAAA
Messenger RNA from Mandrillus leucophaeus (drill), 6919 nucleotides. RefSeq names its product cyclin T2 (gene CCNT2). Gene Ontology annotation, molecular function: cyclin-dependent protein serine/threonine kinase activator activity. Bases 28 to 2220 code for a protein of 730 amino acids. Gene Ontology annotation, cellular component: cyclin/CDK positive transcription elongation factor complex; nucleus. Gene Ontology annotation, biological process: positive regulation of DNA-templated transcription, elongation; regulation of transcription by RNA polymerase II. The record is from RefSeq and is a predicted model, not a curated record. The transcript is spliced from 9 exons. Lineage: Eukaryota; Metazoa; Chordata; Mammalia; Primates; Cercopithecidae.